AUGGAUGUGCCCAACGAACUGUUGUUUGCCACGUUCUCCCACUUGGAUGUCCGGUCGCUCGAACGCACAUCACGCGUAUGCCGACUGUUUCACGCGAUCGUGGGAGACAUGCGCGCGACCUUUCAACACACCUACGAGAAUCUGAAGCACGAUCCGCGCCGACUCGCCGAUCAUGUCAACGCGUUAGCCCACGCUCUCAUCUCCGGCAAUGAUUACCACAGGAUCCUGGACACCCGCGGCGUGGAUUGCCCUCAUCGACCGCGGAAGAUCCGCGAUGCGGCUCCCCAGGGCAUGGUGCGCCGGAUCCCGAUCACGUUGUGCGGGCUUACAUCUGCCUACUGCUUGGACCUCAUCGCCACGAACGAUCACCAGCCGUCCCUCUACAUCUUCCACUGGCCCCUGUUUCAGUGCUCGGGAUCGUUGGGAUGGUUGUGGAUGGGCCUGCUCGCCAAACAGAAUGUUGAUUGUGUGGUGGGCAUGUGUGAGGAGCUGCCAGAUUCUAUACUCAACAAGUUUGCGCUCUACCAGGUGCACCGCGAGUACAACGACCUCGAUCACGCCCACGACGCUGCUGCGAUGAACACCACGCGAUCCUGCUUCCACAAGAUGUACCUGUGGGACACCAUUCACACAAUGGCUGGCAACAACAAACACAAGUGUGCGACCAAGGAGGAGACCUGCCCAGCCAAGAAGCAGAAAGCCCCCCACGAUCCCGAUGCGCCCAAGCGCCCCAUGAGCACCUACAUGCUCUUUGCGCAGAAGAAGCGCACCAAGGUCGUCAAGGCGCACCCCUGCCUCUCUGGCAAGCAGGUGGUGAGCAAGAUCAGUGAGCUUUGGCACAAGGCCACUGAUGCCGAGAAGAAGCUGUUCCUGGCCAAGGCCAAGGUCAAGCGUGCCCACUAUGCCAAGGAGGCCACCAAGUACAAGAAGGUGGCUGACACCAAGGCCCCACCCAAGCGCCCCAUGAGCACCUACAUGCAGUUCGCCAAGGAGCGUGGCGCUGUCCUCCACUCCAAGCAUCCAUCAUGGGGCAUCGGUGAGGUGGGCAAGAAGCUUGGUGCCAAGUGGGUCAAUGUCACCAACACACAGAAGAAGAAGUACAAGCUGCUGGCCAGCAAGGACGCCACACACUACACCAAGGAGAAGGUCAUCUACGAGCACAAGUUCAGCAAGAUCCCCAUCAAGAAGCGCCAUGUGACCAAGAAGAAGAAGGAGUAA
Messenger RNA from Acanthamoeba castellanii str. Neff, 1218 nucleotides. RefSeq names its product HMG (high mobility group) box domain containing protein. Gene Ontology annotation, molecular function: protein binding. The coding region runs from base 1 to 1218 and encodes 405 amino acids. The transcript is spliced from 3 exons. The record is from RefSeq and is a predicted model, not a curated record. Lineage: Eukaryota; Discosea; Longamoebia; Acanthamoebidae.